Mugil cephalus (flathead mullet) is the source of this 2086-nucleotide messenger RNA. It is a transcript of the gene scp2a, whose product is annotated as sterol carrier protein 2a. Lineage: Eukaryota; Metazoa; Chordata; Actinopteri; Mugiliformes; Mugilidae. The record is from RefSeq and is a predicted model, not a curated record. Bases 94 to 1716 code for a protein of 540 amino acids. Gene Ontology annotation, molecular function: acyltransferase activity, transferring groups other than amino-acyl groups. The transcript has 16 exons.
AGCUGGGGGGCAUAGACGAUCUUUGCAGUGGUUAUUUCACCGUCCUGUGUGUUUGUGUGUUUGUGUGUACACUGCACCUGAACAAAGGCGACCAUGGCACCUGGAAAGAAGAACAGAGUGUUUGUCAUCGGUGUGGGCAUGACAAAGUUUGACAAGCCGGGAGCCCGAGCAAACUAUGACUACCCUGAAAUGGCAGAGGAAGCAGGUAAAAAUGCUCUAAAAGAUGCAGGAAUCCCGUAUUCUUCCAUUGAACAAGCCUGUGUCGGAUACGUCUAUGGGGAUUCCACAUGUGGGCAAAGGGCCAUUUACCACAGCCUGGGUCUGACUGGGAUCCCCAUCAUCAAUGUUAACAACAACUGCUCCACGGGCUCCACUGCUCUGUUCAUGGCACGCCAGCUGGUCCAGGGAGCUCUUGCUGACUGUGUGCUUGCCCUUGGUUUUGAGAAGAUGGAGAGGGGCUCUUUGUCUGCAAAGUUCAUGGAUCGUAUCAAUCCCAUGGACAAGCACAUGGAGGUGAUGAUCAACCGCUACGGGAUGGUGGCAGCACCCGCAGCUGCACAGAUGUUUGGCAACGCUGGCAGGGAGCACAUGGAGAAAUAUGGCACGAAACCGGAACACUUUGCCAAAAUCGCCUGGAAAAACCACAAGCAUUCCACCAAUAACCCGUAUUCCCAGUUCCAGGAUGAGUACAGUUUGCAGCAGGUGAUGACCUCGAGGAAGGUGUUUGAAUUUCUCACUCUCCUGCAGUGUUGCCCUACGUCGGAUGGUGCAGCCGCAGUAGUUUUGGCCAGCGAGGACUUUGUCCGGAAACACCGUCUUGAGCAGCAGGCAGUGGAGAUUGUGGCCCAAGAGAUGGUGACCGACCUUUCCUCCACGUUCGAUGAAAACAGCUGCAUUAAGAUGGUGGGAUACGACAUGUCUCGCUUAGCGGCUAAAAAGUGUUAUGACGCUGCGGGUCUGAAUCCAAGCGACGUUGAUGUGGUCGAGCUACAUGACUGCUUCUCGGCCAAUGAGCUCAUCACAUACGAGGCUCUGGGGUUGUGCUCAGAGGGUAAGGCUGGAGAGCUGAUUGACAGAGGAGACAACACGUACGGGGGCAAGUUUGUAGUCAACCCCAGUGGUGGUCUCAUCUCUAAAGGACAUCCUCUUGGUGCCACAGGUCUGGCCCAGUGUGCGGAGCUGUGCUGGCAGCUGCGAGGACAGGCUGGCAGGAGGCAGGUCCCAGGGGCAAAAGUGGCCUUGCAGCACAACAUUGGCUUGGGAGGAGCUGUGGUUGUCACACUUUACAAAAUGGGGUUCCCAGCAGAGACCAGGUCCCGCAUUAGUGCAGUUCCCACCAGCUCCGUCAGCAGCUUGGAAGGUUCUAAAGUUUACCCCGUCUUCAAAGAGAUGGAAAAACAUAUACAGCAGGAAGGGGAGCACCUUGUCAAGAAGGUUGAUGGAGUGAUUGCUUUUAAAGUGAAGGGCGGUCCAGGUGGAGAGGAGGUGACCUGGGUUUUGGAUUUGAAAAAUGGCAAAGGGUCCAUCAGCAAUGACGCAGAUAAAAUAGCAGACUGUACAUUUACCCUGAGUGAGCAUGAUUUCCUGGAUGUGAUUACAGGAAAGGGAGACGCAAGAAAGGCGUUCGCCAAAGGGAAGCUGAAGAUCAAUGGGAUCGUAGAUGUGCCUUUGAGGCUUUUAGGAGCCGGGGGUCUUCAAGUAAAGGCCAAGCUGUGAGACCUUGUGGUGGCAUUUCACACAUAAAUCCUCCUGCUCAAUGUUAACUUCAGCGAUAAUGUGCUUAUGGGAGACGGCACGUGAAGUUUUAAUUCCUGCUGCUACUUUGUUAUCAGAGCAUACUGCUUAUGUAAUGCUCAUGUAUGUAAAGGUAAUGGUCUGUGUGAUGAAUUGGUGAUACUGUAUGAGGUUUUCAUAAACAUGUCACUCUUCAGCUAAUCAUGUAGGCAGACUGGUCAAAGUGCCUAUUAUUUUUCUACUAAAUUAAACUUGAGUUUAACAGGUUUGAUGUUGGCUGUAGAAUAUAGUUAUAUACUAAGUCUUCUGAUGUACUUUCUAUCUUCAUUCUAAUAAAGCUAUUUUAAUCUGA